AUGGAGCACCAAGCUCUUGAGGUGGAGGGGCAGAGCCUCGAUCAAAAUGAUCAAUCACAAAACAAGCUACAAAGGAGCUCAUUCCUACAUGCAACAUUCAACAGUGUCAGUGCCAUACUUGUGAUAUGCUGCUAUACUGCCUAUGUUCUUGGUCGCUGCCUCAUCCCAAAUGGAUCAUACAACACAAUUGCCGAGGCUGCCUUCGGUUCCAGAGCUCGCCUUCCCUUCACCUUGCUGGUUCAAUUCGAGAUGAUAGCAGUGUUGGUGGGCUACACGAUUUCCAUGGGUGACAAUCUUGCCAGGCUAUUCCCUCAUGCUACUCUUCGGAUCUCAGCUCUUGAGAUUGGCCCUUCCAAGGUGCUGCUUUUCAUAGCGUUCCUCGUUGUUCUUCCAACAGUCUGGCUGAGAAACUUGGCAUGGAUAUCAUAUCUAUCUCUAUUCGGUAUUGUUACGUACAUGAUCAUCACGGUUACAAUGAUUUAUGUUGGAACUGGAUUGGGUGUCGGGUUUCACCACUCGGUUCCACACUUGAGACCGGAAAACUUGCUCAACAUCGCGGGAAUCUAUGCCUACUGUUUUGCGGCUCACUGUGCUCUUCCUAGUGUUUAUACGUCGCUCAAGAAUCCCUCCAACUAUGCAAAGGUACCAUUUUUAUCGACUGACACGGAGAUGUAA
Molecule: messenger RNA, 675 nt
Organism: Selaginella moellendorffii
Lineage: Eukaryota; Viridiplantae; Streptophyta; Lycopodiopsida; Selaginellales; Selaginellaceae
Product: amino acid transporter AVT1G-like
Exons: 2
Coding region: 1-675 (224 amino acids)
Biological process (GO): amino acid transmembrane transport
Cellular component (GO): vacuolar membrane
Molecular function (GO): amino acid transmembrane transporter activity
Source: RefSeq, a predicted model, not a curated record